This is a messenger RNA of Petromyzon marinus (sea lamprey), 573 nucleotides long. The record is from RefSeq and is a predicted model, not a curated record. Lineage: Eukaryota; Metazoa; Chordata; Hyperoartia; Petromyzontiformes; Petromyzontidae.
AUGUUCCUGCAUGCCAAGCUGGUGGAGCCGGGAGGCACUGCGCUCCACGAGAAGCCGAGCGGCAUCGAGGAGCCUCCGGGAGCCGAGUUCACGGGCGAGGGGGGCCGCGGGCAAGUGGGGGGCUCGACUCUGGGGCUCGAGGCCGCAUUCAUCAAGAAGCCUCUCCUGGCGGCAAUUGCUCCGUGUUGCGACGGACAGCAGCAACAGCAGCAACAGCAGCAUCAGCAACAACAACAACAGCAGCAGGCGGCCACGCAAGGCGACGCAGCCGGUCGCUAUCCCUCCACGCCGGCUCGUCGCCGUCACCGCACCACCUUCUCGGCCGAGCAGUUGGAGAAGUUGGAGAGCGCGUUCGGGAGGAACCACUACCCGGACAUUUACCACCGGGAGGAGCUCGCUAAGGACACGAAACUCAACGAGGCGCGCAUCCAGGUGUGGUUCCAAAACCGCCGAGCGAAGUUUCGCAAGCAGGAGCGCGCCAUUAAUAAAAUCCUCCCUCCCUGUGCUGGGGUUGUUCCAACAAUCUACCCACACCCGCACCACCAUCACCACUUUGGGGAUUUGUACCUGUGA